Messenger RNA from Papilio xuthus (Asian swallowtail), 1060 nucleotides. It is a transcript of the gene Cpr64Ac, whose product is annotated as Cuticular protein 64Ac. Gene Ontology annotation, cellular component: extracellular matrix. Bases 134 to 682 code for a protein of 182 amino acids. Lineage: Eukaryota; Metazoa; Arthropoda; Insecta; Lepidoptera; Papilionidae. The record is from RefSeq and is a predicted model, not a curated record. The transcript is spliced from 4 exons.
ACGAGUAUCCUUGAUUGCGAAAAUUGUACCGAGUGUUUAGGGCUGGGUUCCAAUCGCCUGGCCUUAUAUACGCUCCUGCGCAGAGAUCGCGGCACACGUGCUACACACGGCAGGACAGACGCACGACACAGUCAUGUACGCUAAGUUGUUAAUGUUGUGCUGCGCGUGGGCCGCGGUGUCUGCGGCGCCGGGGCUGCUCGACAUCGGGCUGUCGCACGGGUACGCCGCGCCCGCACUCGCCGCGCCUGCAUAUACCACCCACACUAUCGCCGCUCCUGCCAUCACCACUCACGCCAUCGCCGCCCCGGCCAUCGCCACUCACGCCAUUGCCGCCCCUGUAGUCCGUGCCGAGCCCAUUGACCCUAACCCAGCGUACAGCUUCUCUUACGGAGUAUCAGACCCCCACACCGGCGACCAAAAGGAGGCGCACGAGACACUGCAGAACGGAGUCAUCCACGGUUCCUACAGUCUCGUCGAGCCCGACGGCCACGUGCGCAAGGUCACCUACACCGCUGACAAGGUCAAUGGGUUCAACGCCGUCGUACAGAGGACUGGUGGCACUCACGCGGCUCCCGUCGCCGUAGCAGCACCCAUUGCGAAGGUAGCACUAGCACCCGCACCUGUCGCCGUCGCCGCACCCGUAGCCAAGCUCACCCUGCCGGCGUUCGGCCACCCCUGGUAGAUGCAUCGAUGAAAUACUGCUGUGUUGCUGAUCGGCUACAGGACAGGCCGCCCCUAAAGCAAGUGGCAAAGAGAAUAUGGUGGGAUGCUUCACCAAUGCUCUCGGACGAAAUACUCUUCCCUUCCAAAGAUGGUGGAAUACAGAUGGAAUAUUAAAGAUGGCAGUUGGUUUUUAAAGGUUAUUUAGUUGGGUUUAAGUUUGAUGCAUGGAAUAUGGCCACGAGGGAUCGGAAGAGUGAAGAUAAAAUAGCUUAACAUAGUCUCUUGUAGCAAGAAGUUGUUAAGGCUCCAUAAAGGAUGUUUGCUGGGGUUGUAAGUAUUAGAUUUUUGGGUUGUUACGAAGGUUUUUUUACAUCCGCUCGGCAACACAGCAGUAGCA